Molecule: messenger RNA, 843 nt
Organism: Condylura cristata (star-nosed mole)
Lineage: Eukaryota; Metazoa; Chordata; Mammalia; Eulipotyphla; Talpidae
Gene: DPCD
Product: deleted in primary ciliary dyskinesia homolog (mouse)
Exons: 6
Coding region: 32-643 (203 amino acids)
Source: RefSeq, a predicted model, not a curated record
GCGGCCGGGCGCGCGGCUGGGCGGAGGGAAGAUGGCGGUGACCGGCUGGCUAGAGAGUCUGCGGGCCGCGGAGAAGACGGCGCUGCUGCAGGAUGGGAGAAGGAAGGUCCACUAUUUGUUCCCAGAUGGGAAGGAGAUGGCCGAAGAAUACGAUGAGAAGACAAGUGAACUACUUGUGAGAAAGUGGCGGUUGAAAAGUGCCCUAGGAGCCUUGGGCCAGUGGCAGGUCGAGGUGGGAGAGCCAGCGCCCCCUGGAGCAGGGAGCCUGGGGUCUGAGCUCAUCAAGGAAAGCAACGCCAAUCCCAUCUUCAUGCGGAAGGACACCAAGAUGAGUUUCCAGUGGCGGAUUCGAAAUCUUCCCUACCCUAAGGAGGUCUAUAGUGUCUGUGUGGACCAGAUGGAGCGCUGUGUUGUUGUCAGAACAAUGAACAAAAAGUACCUUAAGAAGUUCUCCAUUCCGGACCUAGACAGACACCAGCUACCUCUGGAUGCUUCCCUGCUGAGCUUUGCUCAUGCCAACUGCACCCUGAUCAUCUCCUACCAAAAGCCAAAGGAAGUCCUGUUAGCGGAAUCAGAACUGCAGAAGGAGCUAAAGAAGGUAAAGACGGCCCACAGCAGUGAUGGGGACUGCAAAACCCAGUAACAAGCACCCCUACCUUGAAGGAUGUGCACCCCAGCUUGGAGGACGGUGAGGCUCUUCGUGUGCCCAUGAGACCUCAGGGCCUAGGCCUUUCCAUGCAGGGGCAGCCUCUUCUCUCCCAGGAGCUAUCAGGCUCCCUGAGAACUGGGCCUCGGGGCCUCCUGGUCACAUCUCCUGAGUAAAGUCAUUGAGUCGCUGUGGGA